Lactuca sativa (garden lettuce) is the source of this 601-nucleotide messenger RNA. RefSeq names its product monothiol glutaredoxin-S1. The record is from RefSeq and is a predicted model, not a curated record. Lineage: Eukaryota; Viridiplantae; Streptophyta; Magnoliopsida; Asterales; Asteraceae.
CUCCAUUUUCUUCAAAAAUAACAAAAUUAUUUCUCUACAUAAAUAUCUCUCCAUUUUCAUAAAACCCUUGUUCCUUUUCCUUUCUCAUAAUUAAACUAAUGGCCUUGGUUACCAGCUUAGGUGCUGAAAAGCCAGUGGUGAUAUUCAGCAAAAGCUCUUGCAGCAUGUGCCAUUCCAUCAAGACUCUGAUAAGCAGUUAUGGGGCGAAUGCUACAGUAUAUGAGAUAGAUGAACACCCAAAGGGGCAGCAAAUGGAGAGGGAGCUGAAGGCGUUGGGUAGUAGCAGGCCAAGUGUGCCAGCCGUGUUCAUAGGUCAUGAGCUCGUUGGUGGCCCUGAUGAGAUAAUGAGCCUCCAACUCAAGGGAAAGCUGGUGGACUUGCUCAAACAGGCAAAUGCCAUAUGGGUUUAAUGAUGAUAUUAAAAAGACAAAAAAAAAAAAAAAAAAAAUCACUCAACAUUUCUUAUGAGAUAUGACGACUACUAUGGUUGAGUAAUGUGAGUCUUUUAGAAUAUAUACGUAAUAUCAUGAGUACUCUUGUCAAAAUUUUAUUGUGGUUACAUGUGUAAUAUAUAUGAAACAAAUAAUUCUGCUAUAAAACA